CGAUUUUCAUUAGUGUAGUUUUAAUUAACGAAACCAUAGCAUCGGUUGUAAGGUUCCGAUUUCAAUUUUAUAUUCAAUUUUUGUAUUAGUCAUAUCUCAAAGUACUUGCGGCGGUAAUAUGCCUGAUAAUAUAAUAAUGCCAAGACAAGAGAUGCGUAGAUCUAUUUCUAUGCCGGUCAAACCUCGUCACUGUGAAAAAGAUACCCUCAAACGCUCUGAGGAGAAAGAAAUUCUCUACGAUGACGAUGAUGAUUACAGUAGUCAAGACUCAGAUGAUUUUUUAGCUCCGCUAAGGAAUAAGCUUAAACCUAACAAUUGGAUAGGAAGUACAAUAGAACUCAACAAUGACGUGAAGAAAAAUGAUAUAGAUCUAAGCAGAUUUAGCAAACGAACCUGUCGUUUAAUUGAACAAAAUGGCAAUGAAAACGUUCAGUUUCUUAAAGUUCCACAAAAAUCCUGGAGAUAUUGCAAAGAUCUUGUUACAACUCUGAUCGAAAUGGAAUGGAAAUACACAAUUGCAAUUUUUGUAGCAAGUUUUUUCACAAGUUGGUUCUUCUUUGGAGUUUUAUGGUAUUUGAUAGCCUACUACAAUGGAGACUUGACUUUUGAUGAAAUAACUGGAGAACGUAUGGGUAAGGGCAGAGAACCAUGUGUCCUAGGGGCAACAACAUUCGUAGGAAUGCUGCUGCAUAGUAUUGAAACACAAACAACCGUUGGAUUUGGUGUACGUACUCCAAGCGCAGAUUGUCCCGAAAGUAUGUUCGUUUUCAUAUUGCAGAUUAUAGCAUCUAUUGGAAUUGAAGGUGCAAUGGUUAGUGUUAUUUAUGCUAAAACAGCGCGACCAACUAGACAAUUAGCUAAAAUGAGAUUCAGCAAUAAAGCAGUUGUUUGCUGUCGAGAUGGAAAAUUGUGUCUGAUGUUCAGAGUUUGUGAUCCAAGGAAGCAACAGGUUAUUGGAACAAAAAUUAGAGCUUAUGUGCUUAUUAAUCGAGUUACCACUGAAGGAGAAUUACUUAAAACCCAUGAAGAAUUAAAACUUGAUUGCAAUGGAAAUUCCUUAAUAAUGUGGCCAGAAUGUGUAACGCAUGUCAUUGACAGAAAUAGUCCGUUUAGUAAUUUUCAAACUGCAAAAGACUUUAAUAACGGUGGUUUUGAAAUAUUCGUGUCAAUUGUUGGAAGUUCACCAGCUACUGGUCAACUAACAGAAGAAAGAACUUCUUAUAUUUCGAAGGAAGUGUUUUAUGGACAACGAUUUGUCAAUGUCAUUAUUUAUGAUCCUCAAAACGAUAGAUACAUUGUUGAUUAUGCUAAUUUCAACACAACAAUAUCAGUUGAUAUGGAUCAAAGAACCAUAGAAGACGAUGACGAUGAAGAUGAAGAAGAGACCUAAAUUAAAAACUGUUGAAAACUCAAAUUACGUAUUAUACUUUAUUUUAUUUAUUAUUUAACUUUGUGGAUUAUUUUCUAUAUUUAUUUUUAACAAAAUAAAAUAUUUGACAUUUUUGUGGAAUUGAAAUUUCUA
Messenger RNA from Eupeodes corollae, 1522 nucleotides. RefSeq names its product ATP-sensitive inward rectifier potassium channel 11-like. The record is from RefSeq and is a predicted model, not a curated record. Lineage: Eukaryota; Metazoa; Arthropoda; Insecta; Diptera; Syrphidae. Bases 119 to 1390 code for a protein of 423 amino acids. Gene Ontology annotation, biological process: regulation of monoatomic ion transmembrane transport; potassium ion import across plasma membrane. The transcript is spliced from 7 exons. Gene Ontology annotation, cellular component: plasma membrane. Gene Ontology annotation, molecular function: inward rectifier potassium channel activity.